Molecule: messenger RNA, 1940 nt
Organism: Hydra vulgaris (swiftwater hydra)
Lineage: Eukaryota; Metazoa; Cnidaria; Hydrozoa; Anthoathecata; Hydridae
Product: TNF receptor-associated factor 5
Biological process (GO): regulation of apoptotic process; tumor necrosis factor-mediated signaling pathway; protein K63-linked ubiquitination
Molecular function (GO): zinc ion binding; protein binding
Source: RefSeq, a predicted model, not a curated record
UAGACUAAACGUAUAAAAAUAUUUAAAAAAUAAAUAUAAAGAUAAAAAAUAUUAGGACAUAAUGGCAGUGGAUAUAUCGAAAAAUUUGAAUUUGGAAGAGUCACUUAAAGCUAAUUCUGUAGGAGUUAUUGAUGAAAAGUAUAUAUGUAAAGUGUGUAAUAAGUUACUAUGUGAUGCUGUUCAAACAGGGUGUGGAGAGAGGUUUUGUAAAACUUGUGUGCAAUUCUUAUCAAGUGGAACUUUGUUUUGCCCAGUUGAAAAGGUUGAGUGUCCUUUUUUUUAUGAUAAGUUUGCGAUCAAAGAAAUUCUUGCUUUAGAAUUUUAUUGUCCUUAUUUUGAAAAUUGCUUAUGGAAAGGUCCUUUGAGUAAAUUAAAAGUGCAUUUAGUUGUGUGUGAAUACGCAAUUCAAAAAUGUGAAAAAUGCGGGGAAGGAAUUAUUAGAAAAAAUUUGGAUGAACACAGCUUAACAAAUUGUUCUAAUUCAUUUUUCAUCUGUAUAUAUUGCAACGAAAAUGUUCUUGUAAAAGACAAGCAGAUUCAUAUAUGUUUGAAGUCACCUGUGAAGUGUAAACUUGGUUGUGGCUCAACAUUUUUAUACGAAGAAUUAGUAACUCAUAUUGAAAUAUGUAGUAAUUUAGAAAAAAAUUGCAUAUACAGAUUGAUUGGUUGCAAAUCUGAUUUAACCAGCUCAGUUGAAGAUCACUAUCGGCUUCAGAUCAGUUCUCAUAACAACUUAUUGAUGUGUUUUAUUAAAAAAAUGUCUUUAAUACAAAUGACAUUAAAAAACGAGGUAAGCAAACUUAGUAAUGAAAAUCUUGAACUUCGUCAGCAGUUGGAAUCAGUAAAAAAAUAUGAUCAAGAGAUAACUGAUUUAAAGAAAACUGUGCAAAUACAAGUAGAUGAAAGUGCGAGUAUUUUCCAAGCGUUAAGUUUGCAGGUUAAUGAUUUAAAAGAAACUAACUUUAAACCUGUUGAUGAUUUCAGUAAAAAAUUAAGUGUCAUUGAAAGGUCUCAAGAAAAAUUAAAUGAAACAUACAGCGAUUUGCAACUUAGUCAACAAAUUCUAGAAAAUACGUCUUAUGAUGGACAUCUUUUGUGGAAAAUAUCUUCUUACAAACAAAGAUCAAUGGCUGCAAUGUCUGGAACUAUACCAGCAUUACACAGUGCUCCGUGUUAUACGUCACGCUUUGGCUACAAGUAUUGUCUUCGCUUGUAUUUGAAUGGAGACGGAGCAGGCAAGGGAUCUUACAUUUCUCUUUUUUUUGUUCUGAUGAAAUCAGAUUAUGAUUCUCUGCAUAAAUGGCCAUUUCAAAACAAAGUAACUUUUAGAUUGCGAGCGAAAAAUCCCGAAUAUGAUAUUGUAGAGUCAUUUACUCCAGAUAAGAACUCUUCUAGUUUUAUUAAACCAGUCCGUGAAAUGAAUAUUGCUGCUGGUGUUCCAUUAUUUGCUAAAAAAUCUGACAUCAAUGAAAACUUUAUUUUGGAUGAUGCAAUAUUUAUCGAAAGCAAAAUUCAUUUGUAGCAAUUGAGUAGGGUUGCCAGACGUCCGGCUUUUACGGAGGAGAAUACAGCGCCAAACCUGUAAAAAUAACUUUUCUGCUCUCCUUCGUAAAAUCCGGAUGUCUGGCAACCCUACAUUUGAGAGCCUAGUGUUAAAAGUAUUUAAAUUGCAAUAAUAAGUUUUAAGAAGAUAUUUUAAUCGUGUUAUUUAAUUAUGUGAGUGAAACAAGGUAGUAUGUGUUUGCAAUAAAAAAUGUAUAUUAUGUUCGUUGGUUUCAAAUCAAACUUUUUAUCGAUGGGAGGACUAUUGCCUAUAGUCUUCUAAUCGAUAAAAUACUGAAAUGUUCCAAUAGUAUUGGAACAUUUCAGUAUUUUAAAGUUAUCACUGUAAUAGUUUCAAGAAAAUUUCUUGAAAAACUCACAAGUGUAAAAAUCACAUC